Rhineura floridana is the source of this 759-nucleotide messenger RNA. It is a transcript of the gene C5H21orf140, whose product is annotated as chromosome 5 C21orf140 homolog. NCBI's taxonomy places the organism in Eukaryota, Metazoa, Chordata, Lepidosauria, Squamata, Rhineuridae. The transcript has a single exon. The record is from RefSeq and is a predicted model, not a curated record. The coding region runs from base 1 to 759 and encodes 252 amino acids.
AUGUAUCGUAUUGUAAACCCACUUUUAAAGCACAUCAUCCACAGGAGUUCUCAUGAUGCUACUACAAGGAAACAAUGCCUGCAAUAUUUAAAAACCCUAAGAACUCUUCAGCUUAGUGACUACAAUACAAUCUUUUUAGGAGAAACUGAUAUUUCAGAAAGUCUAAUAACAGGGGGGAAAGUUCCCCAUGAAGAUAGUCUUAAUUGGCCUGUAUGGACAGUUGUACAUGCUGGCAACAGCCAAGGAUGGGUACCAUGGAGAUACAGAGUAUUUCUAAGGGAUGACUUACCCUUAGACCAGCCAGAAGAUGUCUUUCAGGAACUCUGUGACUUCCUGUCAAUAACCUAUGGGAAGUGUGCCAUUGUGGUCAAAGAGAAAAGACAGUCAAGAGUGAAAAUUGAAGAGUCCACUCAAGAGGUAGAGAUAAGUGAACCUCAGCCUACACCUCUGCCUUGUUUAUCAAGCAUCAAGUGCUGUCCUGAGAUUGCUAAGGCCACAGGUCAUGAACUUCUCUCAGUGCCUUUCCCCUACAACUACCUCCACCCUAUGGAUGCUGCCUGGUCAUCUCUGAAAUGGUUUAUUAUCAAUAACAGAAAGGAGUUCUCUCUGACAUCUUUGGAGAGGACCUUCUCAUACCAGUGCAUCCUCUUCAGUGAUUUGAUUGGAAAAGGAAUCGAGAAGAUGAGCCCAAACAAGUGGAAGAUAUCAGUAAGCAAAGUGCGGAGAUGGGAAAACUACUACUUGGAUAAGUUUUCCUAA